AUGGAGGAACCUACCUUCGAACCUGAUCUAAUCCAUUCCAUCAUGAAGCGUAUUUGGACAUUGCGAACUCUUGAACGUGAAAAUGUUGCAACCAACGAUGCUGCUUUGGACUCCGAGGUAGGAGCCGGAUCGUCAAAGAAGAAUCGGACAACUUCUGGUAUUUAUGUCAUUAUCAUUCUGUUAACAAAUUUCUUAUUUGCUAAUGCUAGUGCUCUGAAGCUUACCUGUGAACUUCUCCGGAUUUUUGUCACAGAGGCUGUUCAGCGUGCUGUUGCUAUUGCAGAGACUGAGGGUGAUGGUCAAAUAGAAGCUACUCAUUUAGAGAGUAUUCUUCCUCAAUUACUUUUAGAUUUCUAA
Vicia faba (fava bean) is the source of this 357-nucleotide messenger RNA. Lineage: Eukaryota; Viridiplantae; Streptophyta; Magnoliopsida; Fabales; Fabaceae. The record is from the annotation of a GenBank genome assembly.